Messenger RNA from Lampris incognitus (smalleye Pacific opah), 2738 nucleotides. RefSeq names its product bromo adjacent homology domain-containing 1 protein-like. NCBI's taxonomy places the organism in Eukaryota, Metazoa, Chordata, Actinopteri, Lampriformes, Lampridae. Gene Ontology annotation, molecular function: chromatin binding. The record is from RefSeq and is a predicted model, not a curated record. Bases 99 to 2738 code for a protein of 879 amino acids. The transcript is spliced from 7 exons.
UACGGAGCUCUCUGCCAUCACACCAGUUCCACCUCCCGUCCUCGACGAUUUUACUCGGGACCUGACGUGUCGGAGAGCGCCCUCUGGGGAAGCAUGUGAUGACUCAUGCAAGGCAGAACGGUUCCUUCAGGCAGAGCCACAAUACUGAAAGGUGGGACAACUGCCCUCAGUGGUCACAUGAUGACAAUAUGGGCGGGGCCUGGCUGGAGCGUUCGCUACGUUUUGGCAGGACAAAGAAGAUAGGUGAGACCAUCAAACAAGGGAAAGGUGUGGCCAAAAAGAUGACUAACAGGCAGAAGAACUCAGAUCAGAACAGAAAACUUGAUCGGAGGCGGGACAAGAAACGAGACAGGAAGUUGUAUCCUUUGCGGGGAAGAAGUGGGGGCUCAGAAGGGGAAGGGAUUAGCUGCCAUGUCCUCCUCACCCGAUUGGAAGAAAGCAUCAGUGAACAGGAGAGUUCUGAGGAAACAGAGAAAAGUGAUGGCCGCAGACAGUUGGCCCUCAAAUCCAAAUCUAGCAAGCGAAAAAGCAGUGGACAGAGAGAGAGAAAGAUAAGACCAAAAACCAAAUCAAAAUCAAAUGUUCAUAGUGAGUGUAUCCAUGUCCCAGAACCACGCAAGCGCAGACUAGCCUCUCUUAAUGCUGAGGCAGUGAACAGUCUACUGCUUGAAAGAGCCACUGACCCACAACCGGCAGCCAAACAAGCCAGGAGACAGCAGGAGGAGCCCAUCAGUGGUGGAGACUCAACGGAUCCAGAUCCAGCCAGGAGUGGUGUGCCUGGAGGUUUCAGGGCGUCAAGAGGUGGCAUCAGCAAAUCUUCUACUUCUCAAAAGCUCGAACCGUGCCAAAGUUCCAAGCAGGUCAAGAAGACCAAAGCCAACCGGAGAGAUGAGGGUAUAGGGAUGAGUCAGGAAAGCCUUGAUGCUCCGGCCCCCAGACGACUGGCUGGCCUCAAUGCUGCUGCACUCCUGAAGCUAACCAGCUCCACUGCAGGCAGUAAACAGAGGGUCAAGACCACACCUACAGUAACUAUCACAACAGACUGCAAGGCUCCAGCUGCAGCCUCAACCCCAAAGCAGCAAUCCAGAGUUCGACUCAAACCAAAGGGGCGCACACAAAAACAAAGGGAGAGAAAGAUUUCUCCUCAAGAAGGUGGCUGCACAGUGUGUAAGAAGAAGGCUGACUUUGAACCCAAAGUGGAGUGGGAGACAGGCGGCUGCACUCAUCGGCUAACCAAACCAUGCUACCAGUCACGCAGCAUGCUGGCGUAUCCACUGAAGCCAGUAAAGGAAGAGCAGGUGGAGGCUGAGUUGAGCCCAUACUACUGCUGUCGUCCAGAGGGCUCGAUGGAGUACUGCCAUCGCCUGGCCUUUUUUCUGGGCCAGCAGGCCUAUGGAGACUCUAAUGAUCAGUCUCUAAACUCGGCCAUGACCCCUGUGAAGCGUGAGUGCCUGGUAACCUCACCAUCUCUGACCCACUCCCACCCCCACACUGCGUUGACCCUCAGUCCCCACCCCUGCUUGUGCACCGCCGAUCACUGCUUCUCUAGCUACUAUGUCCACAUUGCCCAUCCAACACACACUGGAACAACAUCAGCGACUUUGGCUUCACGACCUCUGAACUUUGCCCCUUCCACUUUGUGCCCUAAUCGGAUGACUGACUCCAAGCUGCUUGGUCCUCCAGUGUCUCAUGCCUCAACACUGGCCCAUCCCACCUUCUGCGGCUCAGUGGGCUCACCCUGCUAUGGCGAAGCCUGCAGACUCAGCGGCUACGCCUACAGAGCCAUGCCUCCUGUCACCAGCAGGGGGUGUUCUUUCAGUACCGGAUGCACUGGUUGCACACACAGCAUCAAAACAGAGGGUUACUCCUCCCCUCAAGGCGAGCACAGUCCCUCCCUUAUGGCCACCCCCACGCUUCCCAUCUCCAGCUGCCCUCUCCCCAGCAUGCCCUCCUCCACCCAGGCCAAAUCCCACCUGCUGACACCCCUGUCUGGGCGGGACCAGCCCCAAGCCAGGCUGAAGCUGGCCAGGGAGUGCCCGCAAAGCAGCCAGCCCUCCAAUGGCUCCCUGUCCAUGGGCCGCACCCGCCUGACCCAGAAACAGCCAUCCCCCAAGCCUAUACUCAGCAGCACCAAACAAAAGCGGGUCAGCCGCCGACGUGCCACCAACGGCUGGCGGCCCGUUGGAGUGCCUACGGAGAGGGAGGUCUUCAUAGCGGGAGAAGAGGAGACCGCCCUGCGGCAGUGUUAUGAAGGAGUGGAGAGAGACGGGGAAGUGAUACGUGUCAGAGACACUGUGCUGCUGCGAUCAGGCCCCAGGAAGAAGUCCCUACCCUAUGUUGCCAAGAUAUCGGCACUCUGGGAGGACCCCAAAACAGGAGAGCUGAUGAUGAGCCUUUUCUGGUACUACCGACCGGAGCACACCCAGGGAGGCCGAGAUCCCAGCACACACUGUGAGAAUGAGAUUUUUGCCUCACGGCAUCAGGAUGAAAACAGUGUGGCCUGCAUAGAAGACAGAUGCUAUGUUCUCCCACUAGCCCAGUACUGUAGAUUUUGUGCCUUGGCGAAGCGGCGUGCUGAAGGCGCCCCACCCGGUGAUGCCAGCAUAGUACCCUGCCGCCCUGACUUCGCUCCCCCCUCCCACCGCUGUGUGCCCACCGACAUCGACCCCGAGCUGGUGUAUCUCUGCCGACAUGUCUACGACUUCCGCUAUGGACGCAUUCUGAAGAACUUACAGUAG